CAGGCGGGGGCUCCGGAGCCACCGGGUCUCUUCUGCCCUGAUCCCGGGGGCGGGGGCCCCUUCCCCCAGGCCUACCCCCCUCCAAAACCGGUCCGGACGGAGGCAAGCGAGUUCCCGGGUGCAGCUGACUCAGAGCAACCCCAUCUGGGAGGCUGAGCGCUCUCCGGAAGCGGCGUCGGGAAAAUGGGCGACUGGGGCUUCCUGGAGAAGCUCCUGGACCAGGUGCAGGAGCACUCGACGGUCAUUGGCAAGAUCUGGCUGACCGUCCUCUUCAUCUUCCGUAUCCUCAUCCUGGGCCUGGCAGGCGAGUCGGUCUGGGGGGACGAGCAGUCGGACUUCGAGUGCAACACAGCCCAGCCAGGCUGCACCAACGUCUGCUAUGACAAGGCCUUCCCCAUCUCCCACAUCCGCUACUGGGUCCUCCAGUUCCUGUUCGUCAGCACGCCCACCCUGGUCUACCUCGGCCACGUCAUCUACCUGUCCCGUCGGGAGGAGAAGCUGAAGCAGAAGGAGAAUGAGCUGAGGGCCCUGCAGCUCAAAGACCUGCAGGUGGAGAGCGCCUUGGCCGUGCUGGAGAAGAAGCUCGCCAAGAUCUCCAUGGCUGAGGACGGGCGGGUGAAGAUCCAAGGGGCUCUCAUGGGCACCUAUGUCACCAGCGUCAUCUGCAAGAGCAUCCUGGAGGCCGGCUUCCUCUUCGGCCAGUGGUACCUGUACGGUCUGACCAUGGUGCCCAGGUUCGUGUGCGAGCGGGACCCCUGCCCCCACAAGGUGGACUGCUUUCUCUCCCGCCCCACCGAGAAAACCAUCUUCAUCCUCUUCAUGUGGGUCGUGGGCAUCAUCUCCUUGCUGCUCAACCUCCUGGAGCUCUUCCACCUGUGCUGCAGGAAGCUGGUCCAGAGAGCAAAGAGGAGGACCGAAGAGGGGGAGACUGUCUAUGACCCAGCCCUUAGGGAGGCCCCACCUGGGGACUCCUAUGCCCACCACCAGGAGAAGACCUUUUUCUACCUCCCCAUGGUGGAGAACCCCUCCUCCCCGCCCUACCCCACCUACAACAAGCUGUCCUCCAGCGAGCAGAAUUGGGCCAACUUCACCACCGAGGAGAGCCUGGCACUGCAAAAGAGGAACAGGCUAGAAGGGCCUGGCCCCCAGCCGCAUGUCCCCCUCCUGCCAACCCAUCACCACCCGGUGGAGAAGCAGCCCAGCCGGCCUGGGAGCUCCGCGUCCAAAAAACAGUAUGUGUGAAGAGUCGAGGGUGGGGGGUAGGGGGGAUGUCCAGUGAGAACCUGCAGUGACUCCCCCACCCCACUUGCUCUUCAGGAGCAGUGGAGGGUCAGGGGGAGUCUGCACUGCUGGGCAUAGCUCGGACCGCACAUGGCAGGGGUGAGAUUUCUCCCUGUCUACUACAGAGCCGGCUCAGCCCAUCUGGGAUGGGUGGAGGGGAGAGAGCACGGACUCCCACCAUCCCCUCCCCCACCUCCACACCCAGCAGCUGACCACCCCCAGACUAAGCCCCAGUGGCUGCCAGACUUCAAACUCCUGAACGUGGGACUUUGGAAAAAACGGACUGUUCUGCCUAUGCUUCCCCAGCCAGUUUUCCCAGGAGACUUGGCCUGUGCCAGCGCCGGCCCGGGCCUCCUGCUCUCCAUGGCGCCACCCAGACCUAACAAGGUCCCUUGGAAUGCCCCUCCUUAUUCCAAGAGCAGACAGAAAUUCCUCCCUUGCCUUUGGGCCAGCCGUGGACUUCCCUGCCCUUCCCCAGUUUCUGUAUGUAUUGGGAUCCCUGGCCUGGUGGGAGGGGCACAGGGGCAUCUGGAUUCAGUUGGGAAGAUUUCUGAUCCCCAAAAUCUUCAGCCCCUUUACUCCCUCAGCACCCUCCUCCACCCUGCUUAAUUUAUUAAAGCAUGGGGGGAAUACAGGACCCUGAUGCUGGAAACAGGCCUGGCCCAUGCAGCCUGGUUGCUGUCUUCCCAGGUCCCCAAACUGUGAAACCCCAGGUCUGUCUCAUCUCUUGACUAUUCCCAUCAGUGGAGGGGAUGGAGGGUAUAUGUAUAUAUAUUUUUUAUUAAGUAUUCAUUUGGGAUUCUGGCAAACUAGGGCGGCUCACGAAGCUGUUGAUUU
This is a messenger RNA of Tachyglossus aculeatus (Australian echidna), 2118 nucleotides long. It is a transcript of the gene GJA4, whose product is annotated as gap junction protein alpha 4. The record is from RefSeq and is a predicted model, not a curated record. Gene Ontology annotation, cellular component: connexin complex. The transcript is spliced from 2 exons. Bases 184 to 1242 code for a protein of 352 amino acids. Gene Ontology annotation, biological process: cell communication. NCBI's taxonomy places the organism in Eukaryota, Metazoa, Chordata, Mammalia, Monotremata, Tachyglossidae.